Messenger RNA from Rubroshorea leprosula, 1125 nucleotides. NCBI's taxonomy places the organism in Eukaryota, Viridiplantae, Streptophyta, Magnoliopsida, Malvales, Dipterocarpaceae. The record is from the annotation of a GenBank genome assembly.
ACCAUCUGAUAGACAUAUUGGAUCCAUUUGAAGGCUGGCCUGGCGUGUUCUGGUUGAAUUUUCUUUCUUAUGAGUUAUUGUAAAACAACAUAUAUGGAGUUGUUUGUUAUGAUAUCUCUUCUUUUUGCUAUUAGGUUUGUAUAUGGAAAACCAGAUGUUCCAAAAGCUUCUACAGAAAUUGCAGCUAAAGUGCAUGCAGAGAUAGCAGAUUUUGAGAGAGAUGGGGAGUUGGAUGCUGCUGUGGAAAUGGUGGUUAAGGCAGGAGAUCCAAAAGCUAGGUCAUUGCCUGUCAACAACUGGUAUCGAUUGCGUCACAGCCUUGAGAUAAUCAAGUCGACUGGAUCGCCUCCAUCUGCCUUUCACAUACCAUAUGAUUCUUUCAAGCAACAAUUUGAUUCAAGUGAAACAAAUGAUUCUCACAACUUGAACCCCUCUUGUGAUGUACCUGAGCAAGUUACCGCAAAGGAUUUGGACUAUGAGUUCAUUUGUUUUUUCCUCUCAUGCCCCAGACUUGAUCUGUAUAGAUUAAUUGACUUAAGGUGUGAAGAAAUGCUUACAGUAGGAACAGACGGGAUUUUGUCUGAAGCUAGAUGGCUUCUUGAUCUUGGGCUUAGUCCAAAUUCAAACUCAGCAACUCGAGCAAUUGGUUACAGACAUUUUGUUCUUGUCGCACCUCUUCUCUCAAAAUUUUCAAUUUGGUUGAAUCACGACACUAGGGGAGAUUUCUUCGAAGAUAAGCUCAGUCAAUUGAAGGAUUUGGAUAAACCGUAAGUCAUCAACUACAAAGAGUCCGAAAUUGAUUCAAGGUGGGAGUCCUAAAUUCUAAUGCAUAAAAGGUGUGAAUCUAGACUUGAAAAGGGGUAGAUGCACGAAGAACUAAGAAAUCCCAUUCCAAAUAGGAUUGGGUUGUUAUCUUAGCGAUUUGGAUUGGAUAUUAGAAGCAUAUUAGGAUUGGGUUUUCCUUGUUGUCUGUAAAAGGGGGCCUUUGGCUUUAGAGGGGGCAUUCAGAAAUUUGAGGGAGAAGGGGAAGAAAUCCGAGAGGCGGCAAAAAGAGUGGGAAGCAAAGGAAAGAAGAAAUCUUGUAUUUUAAAGUUUGCAACAAAUAAAUAAAUUGGUUUUUCUCCA